UGCAAAUUUUUUAGUUCAGGAUGCGUUCUGUCCGAGGCUAGUUACCCGUAUAACCUCUAGACCGGAUCCUAACUAGCUAUCUCCUAGCAUUGAAGUAUGGACGUAACAUCAAUGGACGACUAUUUGAGAGAAUUCGUUGAAGUUUGCCGUCGUGUAGAGGAUGGAAGAGAAUUUACAGUGCACGUUAUGGCUUUCUGGGAGCGUCUAGCGAAGCUGCAACUUUCCUACGCAAAAGGUCUGGAAGAAUUGUGUCAUGGCAAAAAGGCAGUAAUAGAGCGAAUCUUUAAAGCCAAGAAUCGUGGAGACCGCGAACAUGUUGGUGCUCUUCGUGACUUGUGGAGCAAGGUUUUGUCUGACAUUGAACUAAUGUCUACAAGUCAACAAGAGAUUGGGAAUCACAUCAGUAAACAGAUUGCUCAACCCAUUGACUCAUUUGUAAAACGAAAGCUUAACAAACAGGCAGGUCUUUCUAGUAGUGCUCAGAUUAUGUUGAAAAAGCUUAGAGCUGACAAUGCUGUUAUUUCAGAGGAAAGAUCAAGGUAUGUUCGUUCAGUAAAGGCUGAUAUAGAAAGGAACAAGACUGUUGGUCAGGUCACUCCAGUGCAAGAAGUAGCAAAAGCAGAUGACAGUGACGAUGCGCAACCAGACAUCAAAGAGUCAGAUACUGAUGGGUUGACGAGCAUUCCUGUUGGUGAAGGUGACAAAGAUGUUAAAGGUAGUUCAGAGGGGUUGUCUGCGAAACCUUCAAAAGUAACUUCAUUUGGUGGAUUGACGUCUUUGGAAUCAAUACACAAACAGAAUGUUGCACGGUUUUCUGAAGAUCACAAUCGUGUGUUUUCAGUUGUGUUGCCUGGUAUUCUUGAGGAAGUCAACAUGAUUGAAAGGGAACGUAUUGAAAUGCUUUGUUCUUGUUGCAAUCAAUUUGCUUGCAAAGCAAACGAGCUGUUGUCAUUACUGACAUUUAAAGAAACUACUGAUGCCAUUCAGGCUGCAUUGGAGACUUCAAGACAAGAUCAAUUACUGAUUGGUUCACCCAUUCCUGACGCACCGGCAUUUGCACCUCCAACAGCUGAAGAAUUAAGAAAAGAUCAGGGAGCUACUGAUCAUGCUUCAAGUUCAGGGUGGAAGGGAGUGUUUCAAAAGCAAAAGCAGGAAAGAGAGCCACAAAGUGAGGAUGCUACUAAAUCAAAGUCAUGGUUUUCAUUCAGAGGUCGUGGUCGGUUCUCAAAGAAACAAGGAGGAGAGACUCAACCGAGCAAAACAGACAAAGAGGACCAGGAUGCUGAGAGUGAAGCACACGUUGAUUCAAUGAGCAAGUCUUUACCAGAAGACUCUCGUUUUGAAGUGAAGCAGGAUUUUGAUGACCAGCAUGAUGAUAUUCCUAGAGAAACUUCUGAAAAGUAGGAGUUGCUAUUGGCAUGUAUUGCAUUGACUAUUUUGAUUGCUGUGACACUGAAUUAAUUAUGUGGCUACAUUUGUCUAAGAAUGCUUUAAAC
Molecule: messenger RNA, 1496 nt
Organism: Corticium candelabrum
Lineage: Eukaryota; Metazoa; Porifera; Homoscleromorpha; Homosclerophorida; Plakinidae
Exons: 12
Coding region: 97-1404 (435 amino acids)
Source: RefSeq, a predicted model, not a curated record